GCUCUGUUGGUGUAAUCCAAUGCCUCAUCUCAUAUUUUCUUGCUUGGGGAUACCAGCCACCCACGAAGUUAGCAUUGGACAAGAACUGCCCGUCAAAACUCGUAUGAUUCUAGCUCGUACGGUAUUAUGCUGUGCAAGCACAUAUGACUUUAUCUCUAUGAACUCAACAUCAGCCGUUACGGGGUCUAAGAGCAAAAGCCAAGGGACAGGACAGGACAGGACAGGACAGGACAGGGCCUGGUCUACAAUAAACCCAGCCCAACCCAACCCCCCUGGCCUCGCCUGGCCAUUUUCAAAACCCACCCACGCGGGGGAGGGGCACUUUGAUUCGUUUCUAGAUGCCUGAUGCGUUAGGGUGAUGUGAGGUAACUGGCCAUUAAACCACGCCCAAACUUGGUCUGCCGCGUUAUCCUGUGGAAGCAUAGCUUAACGGAGAGUGCAGACGCUGAGAAACGUUGCUCAAGGUCUGCAUAUGGAGAUUGUCUGUGUUGCUCUCCUCUUUUCCUCUCCGAAUUUCUGAUAUUCUUCUGUCCUAUCUUCUUUUUCACUUCUUCCUUGUUCCUGUACUAGUUCGUUGAGGCCCAUCCGAGAGACAACGUCGUCUCGCGGCCCAACUUGUAAGGCACCAGAAGCAGAACCACACACAUCCAAUCCUUUUCCACUCUCUACCUCUCGCCCCAACUUCCGACUCGACUCGACCUCGACGUGACGCUGCAAGCUGCGGUUGCCAUGCAUGAUCAGCCCCCAGACUCCAAUCAUAUCUGGGGGGUGCAAUUGCUCACGCAGCGUGGACUUCGUUGAGUGGCUCGACCGCUCGUCAUCACGACUACUUUGGCCCUUGCCCGUUGCAUUCCGACAUAUAAACUAGUCCAGCCUAGGACACCAGACUCUCGCUGUCCACUGCCCAGCGCGCGCUGAGCUGUGCUGUUUGCUGCGCUGUGCUGUGCUGUGCCGUGCCGUGUCUUCCCCCCCUUCUGGGUCCUGCAGGAGUCCAUCCAUCCCACUCUGCAAAAAUGAGGCUAGGAUACGAUCGAGACGUCGCUGACGGAGAGGCCCGACUUCCACUCGUGCGUCGCAGGCCCCUCCGCCCUGAAUAUGGAUCUCACGAUUGGUACGGCCCCAGUGACGUCGUGCCCUAUAACCAGUACCCAAUGCCCCAUCGGACCCGAGUCGACGAACUACAAAGGCCCAACGGAAGGACACCCAGGGGAUACCACAGGAGUAUGAGCCUCGAUGCAUACCCGCCUACAAUGCCCAUGCCGCCAGCACACUUGAUGCGUGCCUCGACAGACGUCUACAAGAAACGCCCUCAGUUCUCAGUAUAUGAAGCAGACGAAGACGACGAGGAUGAUGAGCGCUGGCCGGCUAUGAAGCCACGGGGUAGACACCCGGAGCCCGCGAGGCCCCGGCAGGUGGUCCGAAGACGGAGAGAACCUACGCCCGAGUCGACACCACCAACAGAUAGUGAGAGCGAGAGUGAAAGUGAGAGCGAGGAGGACAGCGACGAUCAGAACCAGAUAGAGGUUGUGGUGGAAGAACCAGAGGACAAACAUAGACGCCAUCAUCGUCGACACCGCCGAUCACCCAGCCCAGACGAUUAUCUCAGUUCACCGGAUGAAAAGAGAACACCAAGGAGGCGGAAUAGAAUACCGUCGCCAUCGACUUCGGACCAAAGAGAAAUAAGAUAUCGACAGGCUUCUUCUGAAAGAGGCUCACCAGACCGCAGACCUGCUCUGAGACGAGAGAUCAGCGAUACACCUAGAUACAGUCUUCCCACAAGAUUUAACAGUGUGCUUGGUGCGUCUCGGCCACCUGUAGCGUCUAGAAGAACUGCCAAGGUGGUUGAGUCUCGUGAAUUAGUCCGUGAGGGCCGUCCUCGGAGACUCCCUAUAGCUACAAUUGAAACUGUUGAAGUUUCUAGGGAGUCUUCGCGUCGUCCUCCAAGUAUAGCCCGCAGCGGUUUGGAUUCGUCCCGAAAUUCAUCCCCAGACCGACCACGUCUAAUCCGUGAUUGUAAGGGCUGUUUAGAAGAACUCCCUAUAUCCAAAUGUCCCAAACUUGAUUGCGGCCAUCGCAUGUGCCACAGCUGUCUGAAGAGGCGGUUCAAGCAAUCAAUGACAGAACCUGAACAUAUGCCGCCAACAUGCUGCACCGAUGCCCACAUUGGUCUGGAGCAUGUUGACAAGCUUUUUGAUUCUACGUUCAAAAGAAUAUGGAACAAGAAGUUUGUUGAGUACUCCCUCAGGAACAGGCUCUACUGUCCCUCACGACGAUGCGGUGAAUGGAUUCGACCAGCUGAUAUUUACCGUGAUCGCGAGACGGGACGCAAAGCUGCUCGCUGUGAUCAGUGCAACACUAAGGUCUGUGUCGCCUGUAAUGGCAGGUGGCACUUUGCGAGCAAGUGUCCCAGGGACGAAGAGACGGCGAGUUUUCUUGAAUAUGUCAGAGUUGAAGGGCGGAAGAGAUGCUAUAGAUGCGGUGCUUCAGCUCAGCUCCGAGAGGGCGACAAUCAUGCCUUGUGUCGAUGUGGUGCCGAAUUCUGUCUCGUUUGUGGAGAGAAGCCCAAAAGAUGCGACUGUCCAUGGUUCGACCCUGAUGCCCCCGAAUCCGAUCACGAGCCAGAUGUUACACAUCGAGGCGAGAUUCAAGUCUUUCGUGAAGAUAGCACAGAAGAAGAUUCUCGUGUUGCUAGACGGCCGCGAAAAUCUAAACCUACACGACCACCGAUUUACGAUGAAGAAGCUAUUAUGCGCCAACAACAGGAGGAACGUGAUGACGAAUUGGUCCGCAGGUCACAUUAUCACGGCAAAGACUACGAAUACGACAUUGGCGGUGCUCCAGAAAUACCUAGGUCCAGCGAUCCUUACUCAGGCGACAGUCCUCGCCGUGUAGGUCGCAGAGUCGUCGGCGGUGCUCCCCCAUCACCCAAAGACUUUGAAAGAGGCACCCCCAGAAGCGGAGGAUACUACGGCGGCCGCAUGGACAGACGCCAUGCCGAAGACCGCUACGCCCCAGACUCUCCAGGCAUGCGCCCGCCACCAAUGGGAAUGCCACCCCCCGUGAUAGAGGAGGGAUACCGCGGAGGUGUAGGCCCUCUGAUCGUGGAGCGUGAUCCGAAUACUUACGACGACGACGAUUCGUACUACAGCCACAGCUCGCGCAGUCGAAAGGGUACACGACGUAGUGAGAACCGCAGGUCUUCCGAGCUCGCCGGUCUUGGUCCACGGACACCGGGGACGAAUCGGAUCGAUGUGUGGCGGACGUUUGUUGAGCCCGGUGAUCCCGAGGGGGAGAUAGCCGCUGCAGCAGCUGUUACUGCAUGAGACGACCAAUUUCUUAGACAUUUUUAUCUUGAGCAAGAUUGAUAGAUUGUCCUUUUUUGUAUGAUAGUCUUUCUUUUUUGGUCUAGAGUUUAAUUUUGGUGGGAACUUGUCGCAGGCAUGGGAUGUUACGCAAAGGCCAACAGAACUCUCUAGACGCACGGCAUGUCAUGGUAUGGUAGAAGCAUAAGCAUAAGCGUGAGUGUGAGUGUGAGUGUGAGCAUCAGAUCUGAGAAGGAUAUGAUAAUACUUGAUGUCAUCUAGCCUUGAUAUUUCUUCAUAAAUUAUUUAUUCUUCUCUCAAAGUGCCUCUAUCCGGUCUCACAGCUGAGAACUUACACAAUGCCCAGAAUAUCAUGGUCUCAGACCAAUUACUAAAACGAUAAAAAGGCUUCGACCAUGCAAACGUCACCUACAACAAUAUUCUAGUUGCCAUAGAACCCCUUGAGCCCAUCCGCAGUACGCUUACCCAAUGCUUCCAACGUUCCCAUACUAAGCACCUCGAGUGUGCUAAUCUCAAAGCCAAAUGUGAGUUUCCACCAGCCACCCAACACAACAGCAACCAAGGAGUCAAGUCCCAUAUCCGCGGUGUUGAUAACCAAACUUGAGUCUCUCGGGCAGCGGGAUGACUCCCUGGUCGGGAAAAGAUGUACUAGAACAUGAGCUUGAAAAAUGAAAGGACCAGGGCAAAUUCUAGGUAUGAGUACAGCUAGUUACUCAGGAAUGCAUCUAUACUGCCAAUACAUUGACAAGUAGAUAUGCUAUCAACAAUCAACACCUACUUUCCCCCGGCCCUCACAAGACUAGCAAACCUGCUUCUUUCUGUACUAGCCAACUUUUGAGGAUUUCCAACCUCAACAAGCUUACCAGUAUCGAGAACAACAACCGUAUCGAAAUCCAUAAUCAUAUCCAAGCGAUGACUUACGGCAAUCACCGUGUAUGCGGCAAACUCUGUCUCGAUGAUCCGCUUGAUGAUGAGUUCCAUGUCCUGAUCGACGCUGGAGUUGACUUCAUCGAGCAGCAAUAAGCCACCUUGGUCCUCCAUAUUUUCUCUCAUAUUGCCAAAGCCUGCUAACUUCUGUGCUCGGGCUCGCCGUCGCAGCAAAGCACGCCCCAUCGACAUCAGUUGUCGUUGGCCUCCGCUAAGAGUUGAAGACGUCAUGCCAGCAUCGAUUCCACCACGACCCUGAACAAAAUCCCAUAACCCGAUAUCUAUAAGAACUGAUUUGCAUUCAUCCGAGGUCGAGAGGCCUGAAGGGUCCAGGUUCUCUUUAAAAGUCACGCCGUCGGGCAAGAAAACGGCCUCUUGAGGCACCGCGAUGACUCUUUGACGAAGAGCAUCUCUGUCUAGCCUGUUAAGUGGGAGACCAUCAAUCAGAAGACCUUCAUCU
Messenger RNA from Fusarium verticillioides 7600, 4710 nucleotides. RefSeq lists its product as hypothetical. Bases 1014 to 3323 code for a protein of 769 amino acids. The record is from RefSeq and is a predicted model, not a curated record. NCBI's taxonomy places the organism in Eukaryota, Fungi, Ascomycota, Sordariomycetes, Hypocreales, Nectriaceae. Gene Ontology annotation, cellular component: ubiquitin ligase complex; cytoplasm. The transcript has 5 exons. Gene Ontology annotation, biological process: ubiquitin-dependent protein catabolic process; protein polyubiquitination; positive regulation of proteasomal ubiquitin-dependent protein catabolic process. Gene Ontology annotation, molecular function: ubiquitin protein ligase activity; ubiquitin conjugating enzyme binding; zinc ion binding.